This is a messenger RNA of Darwinula stevensoni, 4009 nucleotides long. The record is from the annotation of a GenBank genome assembly. Lineage: Eukaryota; Metazoa; Arthropoda; Ostracoda; Podocopida; Darwinulidae.
AUGGUGCUGACAAUGGCGGGGAAACGAGUGUUGACACGGAGCGCCUCCGACGCGUCUUCCCGCUUGGAAACACAGACGUCCGUGCCGGCUCCGUUACUUGCCAUGAGGAAGGCCUCAGCGGGGCCAGUACCUGCCUCACGGCGGGAUUCCCUGACUCCUUUUAGAAGGAAGUCUUCGGAUGUGGCGAAUCUUAUAGCAUCCAGUGUGGGGGUGGUGGUGGAUGGCACAGUGCAGAGAAGGUCCACACGAAGAAGUUCUAUCGCCAUGAGGAAAUCCGCCUCCCUAAGACGCAAGACCUCCUUACCCGAACAGGCCAUGCUUCUUCCUUUUAACCGAUGGAAAAAGGACGGCUUGGACCUGGUGGAUAGCCUGAACAUGACGAAAGCAGAGAAGAGACGACUGGAGAAACUCAACAAGAUCAGCAUUCAUCUUCAUGCGUUGUUUGCAGCCGUGGAACAUUCCCAGGUGGAGAAGGCCAGGACAAUUCUGUCAACGACUGACGUCGAUGUCAAUAGUCCGAAUAGCGACGGGGUGUUGGCACUGGACAUAGCUGUGCUAACCAACAAUCUUCCUCUCGUCAAGAUACUCCAAAACGCUGGUGCCAUGGAGAAUCCUGCCUUUACGAAUGGGGAGAAAUGCCGGGAAGCACUGGAGCGACUGUUAUCCGAGGCAGGGAGAAGAGUAGAGGAUUUGACGACGGUUGUCCUUACUCAAGGCUCCCCGUCCUCCCCUUUACAACGUCAACUCAUCUUAUGGAGGAGGAGGCAAAGGCUCCUCAACGCUAUGAAGCUGGGCUUCGAUCGCCUCCGUCCACCCGAGGCCUUGCCUUCGGUGAAGAUCGAAGUGACGUCUUCCGAUUCGGUAGCUCUCCGUUUCGCAGAACCCGAGAAUCAAAACCUCGCCGUUUGCACGAAAGUGAAAGCUCAAUGGAGUUGCACGGGUGACUUCAGUCUCCUGAACGGAGAGAAGGAGGUGGUCGACAUGAGGAAUCAUGUGGUGCAUAUCACGGGUCUCAGUCCUGGGACGAGGUACUUCUUCCGAGCUGCUGGCGGAAACGUCAAAGGCUACGGCCACUUCUCCCACUCUAUCCCCGAAUCUGCCGUCCCUUCAGUGUGGAGGGACGUGGAUGGGCGAAAGCCGCGUUUUGAGGGGCGACAAGCCGUGUUCGAGGAACUGUUUCAGCAACUGAGAAACUCUCGAAGCAUGUAUGCGUCGUCAGAGAUCAAGGCCGAUGCACCCACGAGUGAGAGCCAGAGCACCAAGGCCAGGAACCCGAAGAAGAGCACCUUCAAACAACUCUUUACUGCCGCACCCAAGUUCCAAAAGGAGAAAUUCCUCAAAGGGGGUCUGUACCUGGGCUGCGUGUUUUACAACGAGGAUCGGAUCCUAGUAACGAACGAGGAGCAGGUGCCAGUGAUCGAGGUGGAGGAGAGUUACCCAACCACUAACCUUCCAGCCGAGUUUGGAUGGCUGACGAAAGUGGGAUGCACUUGGGAAGACGUGAAGUCUCUCAGGCAAGAUCUCACCCGUGCCUCCAACUCCUCUUCCUCCUCCCUCGACUUUCGUGCCAAACUGCUAAACGCCAUCGCCCACAUCCAGUCGGCGCUAGGGAGGCAGGACCUCGGACAAUUUUUCUACCGGCACCUCAAGGAUUCGAACGGCACAGUGAUCCUGAGCCUGGUGAAUGAGAUCCAGAACCCAAAAGCCAUCCAGAGCCUGAGUCUCAAGUGGAUCCCCUUGUCUAAAUUGGAAAGGAAAAGCAUUCCGGCAAAGAAUAACAUGGGCGGAAUCGGGCUGGAAAGGGAAGAUUCUUCUGAUGGGUGGGAUCCUGCUUCUGUCGCGGAACUUCUCCUCAGUUCCCUUCAGGAGCAGAUCCAGUUUCACGCUCGGAGUCAAGAAGUCCUUGGACCGGGUCUUUAUCUGGGAUAUGUGAAGGCCCAAAGCUCUAUGGAUUCCCUCUCCAUCCUUGUACCCGAGAAGGUCCCCAACACUCUCCCCUUCUGGAAGAUCCGUGACAAUCCCCACGUAUCCAGUGAGGAAUGGGAGAGCAUUUCACACAUGGACAAAGGGUUGGAGGACCUAGAGGAGGAAACGGCAAGGGAGGAACAUGGAUCUAGUCGCAGCUAUAGUCACAGUCACAGUCACAGUCAUAGUCCCAGCCCCAGUACCAGUCCCAAACAUCGGGAUUCAUCCUUCCCAAAGCAGAUCUGUUUUGCUGCCAGGAAGUUAUUCCACUACUUGGACAUUAGAGAUGAGGAAGCCAUCUUGCACAGGAUCUAUGCAAAAGAGGUGGUGGAGGUGAGCUCAGGGGUGUCUUUCAUCCUGGUUUUACCACCGAGCGAGAGCGUAUGCCUGGCACCAGGUCAAAGCAGUUCCAUGACCUUUCAUCCUGACCUCAUCCCCAUCCCUGUCCCGGUAUUCGAGAUGCUUCAUCUCCGCACUUAUCAAAAGGAUCUCAUCUGCCGAUAUGCCCGACUCUCGUCCAUCCUCGAACUCGACAGCUUGCUUGCUCAUUUGGCCAACCGAGAGGCAUUUUCAUCAGAAGAGGUGUCCCUGGCGAAGUUGCGACUGAGUAGCCUUCAGGAGAUUCAGUCUCGAGUUGAGAACACGUGGAAAGGCGCCCGAUGGCUCAUGGAUGCCCUUUCUUACGCUCGGGAAAAGACCUCCCAGGGGAGCAUCCAGGUGUCCCAACUCUUAAGCACCCUGGGCACCAUCCCCAAUUCUCUGGCAUCCUCGACUUCCUCGUUGAAUGCCAUUAGGAGCCCAGACAUCCUUGCCAGACAGGUGGUCGGAGAAGUCCGUCAAAAGCUCACCAAGUGCAGCACGGAUGUCAGACUGAGCAUACAUAGAAAAAUCGGUCUCGCCAUGGGAGAGGGUUAUCAGGGUUACCAUGAUUACCAAGAUCACUCUCAAGCUCCUCACAGGGCUAGCACUUCUGGUUGUCUCCUUCGGGUCACCAAACCUGACAGUUCUUCCGAUUCCCUCACCUCUUCCUCGGAGAGCGUAUUCAACCGGAAUAAUCCCGAUCUUCUGUCAGCUCAUUACCCAGACUGGAGACACAGUGCCGGUGCCGAGACCAUUGCCGGUCCAGAAGGGAAAUUGAAUCAAUCACGAAGCGAGAACAGCCUGUCAGUUCACGAUGACUCGGAAGAGGCAAGCGAGAUGAGAAAGGCAGCUCUAAGAAAAUGCAGCGCUCCAGACUGCAGCGGUCCGGGUCGAGAAAGUAUGCUCCACGUACCGAGCAGCGUGGAAGGAAAAAGGAAGAAGCAUUCGUUGGACUAUUCCGUGCAGAGGGUCAGUGAAAACUCGUCGUCGGCAGGUAGUAGCCGAACGGGGAGUCUCCAUUCCCUCGAGGAUGGUAGGGAUGGAGUAGAAGAUCGGGAAGAGAGCGGUGGUCCGAGCGUCAUCCAGGUUUAUGCCGCUUACAAGACCGGCCUGGCGAGUGGAACAUCCGUGAAACUCCAUGUCACUCCACGCACCACGGCCAGGGAGGUGGUAGACCUGGUCGUUCAACAGUUGAACAUGGCUGUGAUCAUGAAGGGGAAGGGCGGUCCAGUCUACAGCGGCGAGCAGUUGAGGGAAUUCUGCCUGGCUGCAGUAAUCGGGGCUCGAGAACGAUGUCUCCGCGACGACUUCCGACCCUUGGACCUUCAAAAUCCGUGGCGGAAGGGACGGCUUUUCGUCCGUCGAAAAGGGGACCUUCUUGCCGCACUUCAUCAAGGCCAAAAUCAACUAUCUUCCUAUCUGUGAUCUUUUUCGUCCUGCAUCCGUGGCUCGUUUCAAAUGGACAUUUCUCACACCUCAAGUUAUUUUUUCCUCCCCUAGUUUUACAGUUUACCGAUGGAACGCGAGAGAAUUCAUCUUUACGGAGUUUUUGUUGCAAGGACAGAGACUGCUUGAAGGGAGGCAUAUUUCUUGUAUUUCGUGCGAGAAGUAUAUUGUAUUAGGCCUAGCCUAACCGUGAUUCUUGUCCCAAGUCAGAGACGUAAUAAACCUCAUGCGAAAUUUU